Molecule: messenger RNA, 552 nt
Organism: Xylona heveae TC161
Lineage: Eukaryota; Fungi; Ascomycota; Xylonomycetes; Xylonales; Xylonaceae
Product: GAF domain-like protein
Exons: 6
Coding region: 1-552 (183 amino acids)
Cellular component (GO): cytosol
Molecular function (GO): L-methionine (R)-S-oxide reductase activity; protein binding
Source: RefSeq, a predicted model, not a curated record
AUGGUACACGCGGAGGCGUCUACUUUCGCCGCUGGCGUUUCGAAGAGCGAGGCGUAUGAGCAAGUUCUCGCUCAAGCUGAGGCUCUUUUUGAUGGACAACGAAACUGGGUCUGUAAUCUCCAACACAGUAACACCGCCAACGCCGCGUCGCUAUUAUGGCAUGCGUAUCAUUCCCUCGGGGCACCAAGCAAUGAAGUGAACUGGGCAGGCUUUUAUGUUCUCGACCGAAGCAGUACGCAGAAAAAGCAAUUAAUCCUCGGCCCCUUUCAGGGGAAAGUCGCAUGCCAAACAAUACUUUUUGGCCGCGGCGUAUGCGGGACGGCAGCAGCAACAGCGGAGACACAGUUAGUUGCCGAUGUGGAGGCUUUCCCGGGCCAUAUUGCCUGCGACUCUGCGAGUCAGAGCGAGAUUGUUGUGCCUAUUGUGGCCGCGAAUGGGAAGGUCGUUGCAAUCAUUGAUGUUGAUUGCGCGGUAAAGAACGGAUUUGAUGAGACUGACAAAGCAUCACUGGAAAGGUUGGCUGCACUUUUGGCAAAGAGCUGCGAUUGGUAG